UACUCCUCCCUAUCCCAAUCCCAUUCUGUUUCUCUCUUUCCUUUCCUGUGCUUCGCUUCCCUUUCCCUCUUCCUCUCUCUCCCUCUCUCUCUUCCAUCUUCGUCUUCUUCCUCUACUUUCUUCAUCUUUGGUUGCUUAUCUUGCUUCUUCUUCUUCAAUGUACUUUGGUUUUUGAAGAUUUAACAUCUGAGCUUUUUUGCUUCUUCACUGCCUGCAAAUCCCAUUUUUAUACUGUAUAGACUUAAGCACAGGCUCUUACGCAAAAGGGUCACUUUCCUUUUCUCCUUUUUCGGUGUUUCUUCUCGAAACAUGUAGCUUUGCUCUGCCUCAUAUUCUAGGCUAUUUCAGUGUAAUUAGACGAAAAUAUCGUGCUGCAGCUGAGCAUGUCAUCCGCUCAUAUGGCAAGGAGAUCACCUAGGAGCCCUGUGGCUGUUGUCUGUGAAAAAUAUCAGUCAGACUGUAUGUGUACGUGGGGUUUAUAUAGCCUUUUUGAUUUUGGCCAAGGUCAUUCCAAUAGGAAGCUGCUUUCGGAUCAGAGGCAUUUGAGCAAUGUUGGCAAUGAAAAUCUAAGGAGCAGGCUUGAUUUGCCUACCAAAUUUAGUGACAAGUGCCAAGGCGUUGAUGAUAGGUUAGACAACAAAACUCAGACAGUUGAUCCUGAUAAGACAAGUCUGAAGUGGCUUAUGAAAGAAGAGAUGCCCUCAGAGCAGCAGACAAAUAAGAAGAUUGACACUGCUAACAUGAUACAUUUACAGUCAAAUUCUAAACUUGUUGAUAACUUACCCGUAAACCAUGGAAAGGCAAGCAAAAAUUGUCAGAGAUCAUGUCAUGUACCUGGUCAUGGUCGGAAAGGUGUAGAGGAUACGGAUCAUCAUCAACCUUCUCACCAAAAUUUUGUGGAUAUAUCUUUAAGUAAGCUAAACCGUUCAGCAUCAAGAAAGGCAUUUUGCAACGAGGUUCAUCCCAAAAAUAGUAGAUCCAUUUUUGGUUGUAAGAGUAUCAAUUGUGUGGAUUAUGACCAGCAGAAGAAGAUUAAUGUCCAGCGAGUGCAGAUGAAUGAAGCAGAGGAAACCAGCAAUCAGAAGUCUAUUCAAGGAAAAUAUCUCAGCAGAGAUGGGGCAAACCACCAGUCUAAACAAUUGUUGGAUGCAUUGGAUAUUUUAAAUUCGAAUAAGGAAUUAUUCAUAGAACUUCUACAAGAUCCUGAUUCUCUGUUAGUAAAACAUCUCCAAGACUUAAAGAAUUCUCAGGCAAAAGGACAGCAGACUAUAUCUUCUUCUGGAGCCAAUUUGUCAGAGCAUUGGACAAGUAAUGCAAGACAAUGUGAAGAGCCUAACAGCUUGAAAUCUUGUGAUAGAUACCUUCCUAAAGAAAGCGGUGAUUCUCAACCUUCAGAUACAAUAGUAGUCUUAAGUCCUGGUCCAAUAAGCAUACAAAAAUCUUCCGAGAGAAUCAACCCUUACUUUUCCCAGAAAUAUCCUUAUAGCUUGAGAACUAAAGGACAGAGUGUUAGGCCGAAACUUUUUUCAUUUGGUCAUAUAAAAAGGAAGUUGAAAGAUGCUUGGGGCGUUAACAAAAAUGAGCAGCAGUGGACUUCAAUCAAUGGUAAACUAGAAAAGUCUUCCUAUGAUUGCCAGGGUUCACAAGGUGGUGAUAAGGGAAUAGGUAUACAGAUUGUUGGAAGAAAUUUUCCAAGUAAUGUCCUUGAUAUCGGUGGAAUACCGACAUCUUCUCUUGAGGUCAAGAAAACAGACAAGAUAAAAAAGGCUAAAGAUUUUGAAUUAAACAGACAUGAAAUUGCUGCAACAAGUGAAGACAGUUGUAGAAACUCAAAAUUUUCACUUGUUGGCUGUCCCAUGGAACAUGAAUCUGGCCUGUCUGCUAUGCCUUGGAAACAUCACUCUGAGAUGAUACAUAAUGGAAAUGAGGAUGUGGAUCUUUUGGGAAAACCGGUGCCAAAGGCUUCGGUGAGGAUGUUCUCUUUCCCAGAACAUGGCCUUCUGCCUGUAGUCAAUCCCGGAUGGGAGAGGGAACUAGGCUUUGCUACUAGACAGAUGAGAUUUUCCCCCUAUGGCCAUUAUCAAGCGGUCAAUGAGAACAGGAGCAAGUUUCAAAAAGAAAAGAAAAACAGCUGCUUAAGUUCAUUAAAGCAAAACAUAGAAGCUCUACCAUCAGCUGAUACUGAGAGACAAACUGAUCAAUUGCAAGUUUUUAAAACAAAGCAAAAUAUCUCAGAGAGCCAUCUUGCUGAUAUGAAAGUUAAAGAAGAUGAUUUGAGGCCUAUGGGUGAAACUAACCCUCUGGGAAUGGCCUCUGAAUCACAUAGCACACACCAGGUUGGCCACAAUCAAAGUACUGACGCAGCCAACAAGUGCGAGAAAAAUGGAUAUUUGGAGUCCUCAAGAUUGCAUUCAUCUUCGGAUAAUAAACCAUUAAAAUUUAUAUCAGAAGUUUCUUCAUCAAAUCCUUCAGGCGUUCAGAAAGUGGCAGAUUCUAAAAGCCUAAAAGAUAACCCUGAAAGGAACAUACAUAAACCUGCUGAGUUGCUGGUGCAAGCACUACAAACUAUGGUUGAAGACCACUAUGCUGCUGCUCAAGAAAGGCUCCCUUUGGGCCCUAAAAUCAAAACAACUAUUACUAUGGAUAAGCAUGUGUCCUUCUCUGAGUAUAUAAGUGCAGUGUUACGAGCUUCUGGCUUGAAUUGGGAUGAAUUGUCAAUGAAGUGCCAUUCAACAGAGCAACUGCUAGACCGAUCCUUAUUUGAUGAAAUGAAGAUGUCAAAUAACCAAUUCUGUGGUGAUUUGUCACUCCUGUUUGACUGUAUUAAUGAAGUCCUGGUAGAGGGUUGUCAGUAUAGUUUUGGAUGCUCAAGUUGGCUAUCAUGUAUCAAACCGAUAAUUCAUCCACUUCCAGUAGAAAAAAGUGUGAUUCAUGAGGUGAUAAAACGUGUUGAUUGGUACCUUCUCUCACAGCCACCACCACAGACAUUUCAGCAGCUUGCUGAACAGGACUUGGCAAGAUCUACAACAUGGCUGGAUAUCCGAAAUGAAACUGAAGUUAUUGCUAUUGAAACUGUAGAAGGUGUCUUAGAAGAAUUAUUGAUGGAAAUCGUAUUUGAAUUGUACAUAUGAAGUAUUAUAGAUUCAUCUAUAUUGCACCAGGAAAAUUCAGCAGCUCAGAUGGGUUAACACAACUGGAAUUUCUCUUAUUCUCAAAUGUCACCGGCCUCCUCGGACUCAUUGCUUGUAUUCAGAGUUUGAACAUCACUUGGCAUUUUUUAUGAUGCAAAUUGUGUCAAGAUGGGAUAAGAAUGAAGUCUUUUGCUGACAUAGAGAAGGUCUGUGAGAGCAUCUUUGAGUCUGUUACAUGGCUCAAGAAAAAGAAAACAAAAAACUGCUACAUCACUCAUGUUCCUGUGUUUUGUAUAGUUUACUCUCAACCUACAAAACUAUUAAUCAUUCAACCUUUGCCAUUUUUGUCAUUCUAAAAGAAUCCCUACUGGAUAUAAAAUAUUUCAUCAAUAUAUAGUAUGCAAUUUUUUUC
Molecule: messenger RNA, 3543 nt
Organism: Corylus avellana
Lineage: Eukaryota; Viridiplantae; Streptophyta; Magnoliopsida; Fagales; Betulaceae
Source: RefSeq, a predicted model, not a curated record